AUGAGCAGCUCGACGCACGUUGUUCGUCCAACUCCAUCUUGGUCUUCCUGUUUUGCCUUUGCAUGCGGCAACGCUGUCCAUCCAGCGAGCCAUUCCGUGUUUUGUGCGGAUUCUUCCUCGCCUCCUCACUCUUCAGCCUUGCUCGAGAAGACCAUGGAUCCCUCGGAAUCCCGGCCAUCGCCGCGCCGGCAGGUCCAAGGCCCCAGGCCCACCCCACUCAAGGUCUUCAAAGACUCCUACAAGAUCAAGAAGCCCCCGGUGGCACCGCCGCCACGCGUUCCCCUCGUCAUCUACGCCGUCUCCCCCAAGAUCAUCCACGCCCUGCCCGGCGAGUUCAUGACUCUGGUCCAGCGGCUCACGGGCCCGAGUUCCUCCGCCGACCCUUCGCCCACCGGCGAGCUCUCCCCCGCCUCCCGCAUCGCCGCGUUCGAGCGGGCGACGCCGACGCACGCGGGGGACCGAGCGGGAACCGACGGCGUGGACCAGCUGGGGAUCGAGCGGUGGCCGACGCUGGACCGGCCCGCCUCGUUCCCGGGGAUCCUGUCGCCGUUGCCGUGGGCGCUGCCGCCGAUAUCUCCGAAGCUGUUCUCGCCAUCGUUCGACCCCAGCGUGUUCAGCAUCUUGCAGGAAUUGAGCCCAGUUUUCGGCAGCAGCAGCAGCAGUGGAGGAAAAGCCUUCCUAACAAGUCCUAGUAAUAGUUUCUUGUCGACUCCAAUUGUUCCUUCUCCGGGAGCUUGCUGGGAUCUGCUAAGUCAAUUCCCAGAUUUGUAGAGAAGACGAAGAAAAUAUAACGAAAGAAUGGAGAAACGUUCAAUCACCGUAUAA
Messenger RNA from Musa acuminata AAA Group (dessert banana), 825 nucleotides. Its product is annotated as protein MKS1. The transcript has a single exon. Gene Ontology annotation, cellular component: nucleus. The record is from RefSeq and is a predicted model, not a curated record. The coding region runs from base 1 to 771 and encodes 256 amino acids. NCBI's taxonomy places the organism in Eukaryota, Viridiplantae, Streptophyta, Magnoliopsida, Zingiberales, Musaceae.